Molecule: messenger RNA, 480 nt
Organism: Lactuca saligna
Lineage: Eukaryota; Viridiplantae; Streptophyta; Magnoliopsida; Asterales; Asteraceae
Source: the annotation of a GenBank genome assembly
AUGAACGCAAGCACCACACCAAUCAAUACAAGUAUAUCUUUAACUCCAACCAAAUACCAUCGGAUCGUUAACUCCGACCAAAGUUUGAACCUCUUGGAAAACCCUCGAUUUUUCGGCGAAGAAGACAAUGCGAGAUCUAUUGCUUCGUUAGCACUUAAAACAAGAUCUUCAACUCUGAUAAAGUUUGUGGCGGUUGGAGAUGCAAUUGGAAAAGAAGGCAUUGGUGGUAUAAGAUCCUUGCCAGAUAGAGGUAGAGACGGAGGAUGGAAGGAAGAGGAAGGCGGUAGAUGGAGUAGAUCAUCGAUCCUUAGUCUGUGCGUCGAAUUUGAUCCUCAAUGUGGCGGUAUCCUUGGUGGAAAGAUUGCAUGGAGAGAUAUUCAUCGGAAGGAGGCGGAUGAUGCAGUCGUGAAGAACCUGAGAGAUGGGAGAGAGAGUGAGAAACUCGUGUUUGUGUGUGUGGGUUUUUUCUUAAUUUGUUAA